CCCGGCUCGCCUUUGUCGCCCGCGGGGUCGGUGGGCCGGGAGCCGACGCGUGACUGACAGCCGGCGGGGGCUGCGGUCGGGGGCGGGCUGCCCGGCGCCCGCGGCUCAUUGGCUGGCGCAAGUGUGGGAAAGAACGCGGAGCCGGAUUCACACGCCCCGCGGCGGCGCUUCCUUAAAUAGCCAGGCGGCUGGCUGCGCGCGCUCGGUCCCGGAGCCUGGAACCCGCGGCAGAGGCUUCGGCCCCGGGCGGCGCGGGCGCGCACCAUGCCUGCCGACACCCCGGGGAAGCUGAGGGCCUCGCCGCGGGCGGGAGCGCCGGCCGGUGCCCGCCGGAUCCCGGACCAGCCCCGGAGCGCGGCCGAGCACCGGAAGUCCUCCAAGCCCGUCAUGGAGAAGCGGCGCCGAGCGCGCAUCAACGAGAGCCUCGCUCAGCUCCAGAGCCUCCUUCUGGACGCCCUCAGGAAAGAGAGCUCCCGCCGCUCGAAGCUGGAGAAGGCGGACAUCCUGGAGCUGACCGUGAAGCACCUGCAGAGCCUGCGGCGCGUGCAGGUGACAGCCGCCCUCCGCGCCGACCCGGCAGUCCUGGGCAAGUACCGCGCCGGCUUCCACGAGUGUCUGGCCGAGGUGAAUCGUUUCCUGGCCGGCUGCGAGGGCGUCCCGGCCGACGUGCGGUCCCGCCUGCUCGGCCACCUGGCGACCUGCCUGGCCCGGCUGGGGCCCUCGCGCCGCCCGCUUCCACCGGCCUCCGCCGCCGAAGUUCUGGCGCCCGCGGUCUACGCGGGCCGCCCGCCGCCGCCGGCCUUGGACGGCCCCCGCCCCUUGCCGCGCUCUGGGGCGGUCUUGGGGCCGCCCUUCCUGCCGGGCCGGACGGGGGCGCCCCUGGCCGCCCCCGGGGCCGCGGCUCAGGGCCGGGGCGCACCCUGGAGGCCGUGGCUGCGGUGAGGUCGCGGCCCCAGAGCGCGCUGAGACUGUGCCAGAAAAUAUUUAUUUCCAGAGACCGCGUCGGGAGCUUUGUUUUGUCGUCUUCCUGAAGGGUCCCGUCCGGCAGAGGCCCAGCAGCGGGUCGGCUGAUGUCUUCGCGCGAGCGGGCAGGGCGGGCCGCGGGGGUUCUGCUCCCACCUGGGCCCGCAGGUGCCCGGCGCGGAGGUUCGGCCGGCCUUGCGUUUGCCUGUAUCUAACUGCGCUGGAGCCGCGACCCGCCUUGAAGUCGAGGGGAGGGUGUGUGUGAGAGGUCCCUCGGGAGGCUCAGGUAGGACAGUGACAGUCAUCACUUUUCCCAGAAUGUCUCCCAGUGCUGGGAAGCAGUAGUGCAGCACCACUGGGCAUGUUCUUUCCCCACUCUCACUCUCGAGGACCCUGGAAGGUGGAGACAUGUAUUUUCACACUGUUGUCUUGGUGCUGAGCUGUGGUGAGGGCUGGACUGUCCCUGAAGCUUCGGUUCUGGCCUCUUCCACCUCCUGCCUUCUUGUGGCCGAGCACAAAGCUGCCUGUGCCCACCCAUGUGUCGAGCCUGCCCCAGGCCAGUGUCUGCCCAGGAGAGGGGUGCCAGCAGGAGAGGACAUCUGAGUCCCAGGGGCAGGGAACGGGGGCUAGCCUGACAAAGGGCACUUAGUGCUGGGGCUCUUCUCCUGCCAGAGUCCAGCCCUGCUGUGUGCCCCAUCCUGCCCUGAGAGGGGAGGUCCCCCUACAGUACGAAGGAACUGGCGUUGGUCCGGCCUACGCAUCCGUCCUGAGCACCGGCUGUGGGUUCACCCUACAAUACAGCGAUCCUAGGCGGCGUUGGGCAUCGCCCCCACCCCCGCCCCGCCCCGGGAGUCACUGUCCUGUGGUCCCAGGCCUCCGCAGGCUGCUGCUGGGGGCUGUGCUCCAGGUGCGGUGAGGGGGUGGUCCAAGGUGUGCAGCUGGGGCUUCAGUGUCUCACCCUGAGCCCUCCUGAGGUGGAGGCAAGAUCUGUUUCCCACCCCCAGCCAAGUUCAUCUGAUGGUUGCCGGCUGCCUGCCUGGCCAGCGACCGUCAUGGAGGAGGAGGGUGAAUCACUGUAGGGGCUGGCCUGCCCCUCCUCCAGUGGCCCCAUCAGCUCCCGUUUCCGUGUCGGGUGCAGGGUUCACCUGCCCUUCUGGGCUGAGCCGUGCACACCCGUCAGGGCCUGCCACGUCCCACCAAGCCAGUUCCUCCCCGACCUCUAGCUGCCUGGCCCAUCUCCCUGAGUGUCCAGGGCCCAGGCCAGUGGUCCUGGACAGUUGCAACCAUGCAGGCCAGGUGCUGCUCCCUCUGCACACGGGCCCUGGGGAGGCUGGGAGAGAGAGCCGGGUCACCAGCAGGACUGUGCGGGAGUUGCUGCUGACCAGCCUGGGAGGCCCUCCCAGCAGGAGAAUCGUAGAGGGUCCAUUUCAGAAGCCAGAAGUUCAGCUUGGUUGGGGGAGGGGAACUGCACAGGGAGGGCCUCGGUGCAGGA
Molecule: messenger RNA, 2455 nt
Organism: Kogia breviceps (pygmy sperm whale)
Lineage: Eukaryota; Metazoa; Chordata; Mammalia; Artiodactyla; Physeteridae
Gene: HES4
Product: hes family bHLH transcription factor 4
Biological process (GO): anterior/posterior pattern specification; regulation of transcription by RNA polymerase II
Cellular component (GO): nucleus
Molecular function (GO): RNA polymerase II cis-regulatory region sequence-specific DNA binding; protein dimerization activity; DNA-binding transcription factor activity, RNA polymerase II-specific
Source: RefSeq, a predicted model, not a curated record